CUGCCAUCGAGACCAACACUACAGCACUGUAUACUGUAGUGUGACGUUGUUAAUUCAGCCAGGUUGUGUUCAUGCCAGUAAUUUUAUUAAUAUAUUGCUGUUGUUUGAAAAUAAGUCCAAAAGAAAGAUCGUGGAUACAUGGCUUUCGCCAGUUUAUCACAGGAAGCCUCUCUGCAGUCUGUACAAAUUACUCCGCCUGGGUCCAUAGGUGAUGAGGAGGGAUAUGAUCCGAACAUAUUUGUCACGAGCCCUACAAAUUAUAUAUGUCAUGAAUGUCAGAAAGUGUUACGAUCACCCAGGCAACUAGAGUGCGGUCACCGAUAUUGUAAUAAAUGCUGUGAAAAAUUACUUAGCCAAUCAGACAAUCCUGUUUGUCAAGUUGAAGACUGUAAGGAACGUAUAGACCAUGAGGAAAUAGUCAAAGAUCAUGUAGCAAGACGGGAUAUUAUGUUACUACCAGUUUUUUGUGAAUUUCGAAACAAAGGUUGCAAUAAGAAAGUAAAACUCAAAAGUUUACAAAACCAUCUUCACGAAUGCGACUUUACUGUUAUUUACUGUAUUCAUAAAAAGAUGGGAUGUACUUUUCAAGUUGAAAGAAGGUUUUUAGCGGAACAUUUAGCAUCACAGUGCCUCUAUAGUACGGUAAGUGUAAAUAUUGUGAAGAACAGUUUUCAAAAGACAAGAUAGAUAUAAGUAUUAUCACAUUUAUUAAAACAAAUUCACGGAAGGUUACCAAG
Saccoglossus kowalevskii is the source of this 737-nucleotide messenger RNA. RefSeq names its product TNF receptor-associated factor 3-like. Gene Ontology annotation, biological process: regulation of apoptotic process; signal transduction; regulation of canonical NF-kappaB signal transduction. NCBI's taxonomy places the organism in Eukaryota, Metazoa, Hemichordata, Enteropneusta, Harrimaniidae. Gene Ontology annotation, cellular component: plasma membrane signaling receptor complex; cytoplasmic side of plasma membrane. The record is from RefSeq and is a predicted model, not a curated record. Gene Ontology annotation, molecular function: tumor necrosis factor receptor binding; zinc ion binding.